AUGGGUGACGAAACUAUUUCACGAUUGUCAAAAUGGUUUUGUCAAUGGUUUCAUUUGAUGAUACUUCAACGAUUGAUACAAUUGACAAAACUAUUGAUGAUUGACAAAAUUACUGAUGAAACUAUUGACGAAACUUUUG
Messenger RNA from Ambispora leptoticha, 139 nucleotides. NCBI's taxonomy places the organism in Eukaryota, Fungi, Glomeromycota, Glomeromycetes, Archaeosporales, Ambisporaceae. The record is from the annotation of a GenBank genome assembly.